Molecule: messenger RNA, 1663 nt
Organism: Onychomys torridus (southern grasshopper mouse)
Lineage: Eukaryota; Metazoa; Chordata; Mammalia; Rodentia; Cricetidae
Gene: Cabp1
Product: calcium binding protein 1
Exons: 7
Coding region: 545-1231 (228 amino acids)
Molecular function (GO): calcium ion binding
Source: RefSeq, a predicted model, not a curated record
UAGCUUUGCAAGCUGUCAGGCUCCCUGGCUUUGGGGGUCCAAACUAGCCAGCUUUCCCUUCUGGAUCUGCUGGCCUAAUUCUCAGCCGCAGCUGCCACCUUGGGUCCCCCUCCUCAAGGCAAUCUCCCUGCAUGUUUGGCGGCAUGGAGAGGAGGGGCUGAGGGAAAGGGAGAGAGAAGCAGAGAAGGGACUCUGGCUAAUCUGAUGUUGAUGAUCCGAAAGGCUUCCCAGCGCCAGUGCCCUCUGCCAUCAACUCUCCAGGGGAUUUUUUUCGGUGCUAGGCACUCUUCUCUUCCGCCUUUGUCUCCUUAAGAAAGUUAAACCUAGAUACACAAACACACAUACAAACCACCAGGAAAGAAAAAAAAAAUCAGCAGGAGCAGGCAGGCGAGCACGCGCGCACGGGCUCAGCUCUGUCCUGGAGGAAGAGCGGCGCAGGCAGAGAGACGCUGGGGUUGGCAGUGACCCAGACUGAGGUCUCCUGGCCCCCCAGGAGCCUCCUUCAUGGACCCAGAGAUCGCCAGAGGGGCUGCAUCAGUGUAGGAUGGGCAACUGCGUCAAGUCCCCACUGAGAAACCUCUCAAGAAAGAUGCGCCAGGAGGAGAAGACCAGCUACAUGGUGGUGCAGACAAGUGAGGAGGGACUGGCUGGCGGCGGCGGCGAGCUUCCAGGACCACUCAUGAUGCUGGCCCAGAACUGCGCUGUCAUGCACAACCUUCUGGGUCCCGCCUGCAUUUUCCUUCGAAAGGGUUUUGCUGAGAACAGACAACCUGACAGAUCAUUACGACCAGAAGAGAUCGAAGAGCUCCGAGAGGCCUUCCGAGAAUUCGACAAGGACAAGGACGGCUACAUCAACUGCCGGGACCUGGGGAACUGCAUGCGCACCAUGGGCUACAUGCCCACCGAGAUGGAGCUCAUUGAGUUGUCCCAGCAGAUCAACAUGAACUUGGGUGGCCAUGUGGAUUUUGAUGACUUUGUGGAACUAAUGGGACCUAAGCUCCUGGCGGAGACAGCAGAUAUGAUUGGUGUAAAGGAACUGAGAGAUGCCUUUCGAGAGUUUGACACCAACGGCGAUGGGGAGAUAAGCACCAGUGAGCUUCGAGAGGCCAUGAGGAAGCUCCUGGGCCAUCAGGUGGGUCACCGAGACAUAGAAGAGAUUAUCCGAGAUGUGGACCUCAAUGGAGAUGGACGAGUGGACUUUGAAGAGUUUGUCCGGAUGAUGUCCCGCUGAGGCCGCCAGGGCUCCUCCAGGACUGCCAACUCCCACAGGCGGGGAGAAGAGCGGAGCUCGCCUCACUCCGCAGUAGAUGCCGAGAGCCCAGGAUGUAACUGGCGGAUGGGGCCUGCCUGCACCCCGGGGAGGUGCCCACCCCGGACCCCCACCCCUCCGCACUGUGAAAGACUCACAACUCCUGCAACUGGAAAAAGGGAGGCGCCCGCCGGCGAGGAGGCCACAGUGCCAAGCCGGUAGAGGACAUGUAAGGCGCCAAGUGCCAUGUGCCCAGCCGCUGCUGGCUGGGUGGGCCAGGGAGCCCACCAGCAGACCCCACACAGCAUGUCUGCCCCGGGGCAGAGCUUUUCAGCGCCCUCCUGAGCUCUACGCCCGCCCCAGCUCGCCUAGCCCUUUGAUCUCAGAACCAAUAAAAAAAAAACCAGAAUGACA